AUGGCUAACUGUGUAUCUCAGUCCAAGAAUGACAUGUUCCUGGGAACUGUCGAUAUUAUCAAAAUGGAACUCGAAGAGUUAGUCAACGCCCUUGUUGACUUAAUCAGCCUCGACGUUGAGAGGAUUUUCGAUGAUAUGGGCGAUGAUUACUUGACAGGGGUGAAAAGCUCAAGCGAAAUGAUGGAGACACCCCUCAAGGAGGAGCUACUUUCAUUUUUGAAUAGUACAUCACUCUUUGGUGACAUUGCCAGAGAAGAAGAGCUGCCUGGAGAUAAUGCAGAUCCAACGAACACCGUUCUUGAUUCCAAGCCAGCAGUGGUAACUACUAUGAACGGCUCCGAAGUCAAGUAUGAGCUUUAG
Messenger RNA from Trichophyton verrucosum HKI 0517, 360 nucleotides. RefSeq lists its product as uncharacterized. The transcript has a single exon. Lineage: Eukaryota; Fungi; Ascomycota; Eurotiomycetes; Onygenales; Arthrodermataceae. Bases 1 to 360 code for a protein of 119 amino acids. The record is from RefSeq and is a predicted model, not a curated record.